Actinia tenebrosa (Australian red waratah sea anemone) is the source of this 3199-nucleotide messenger RNA. RefSeq names its product E3 ubiquitin-protein ligase RAD18. Gene Ontology annotation, biological process: protein monoubiquitination; DNA damage tolerance. Gene Ontology annotation, molecular function: single-stranded DNA binding; ubiquitin protein ligase activity. Lineage: Eukaryota; Metazoa; Cnidaria; Anthozoa; Actiniaria; Actiniidae. Gene Ontology annotation, cellular component: nucleus; Rad6-Rad18 complex. The record is from RefSeq and is a predicted model, not a curated record.
GCCAGCUAGGAUUAUUGGAAAUGGCUGAAGUGUUUUGAUUUCAUUUUUUAAAUGUUUUUGAUUAAAUGUAAGCCUAAUUUCAGGCAAUAAUUUAUAGAUCUUCUACUGGUAGAAUAUGGCUCCAACACAUCAAGCUGACUGGAGCCCAAGUGAUUGGCCAGAAUCGCUGCAAGAAUUACGGAGAAUAGACAACCUACUACGAUGUUCUAUUUGCUACGAGUACUUUGAUACUGCUGUCUUGUUCCAGGAAUGUUCACAUAAUUAUUGUUCCCUAUGCAUUCGCCGAGCAAUGGUUUAUGACCCACAAUGUCCUACAUGUUUUGAGAAAACGUCUGGCAAUGAUUUAAAAUGUAACAGGGUCUUAGACGAACUGGUUAAAAAUUUUGUUAAUGUCAGGCCAAAACUUUUAGAUAUAAUCAGAAAAGCAUUAGUACAGAGUGUACCAGAAAAAAAAGAAAAUAUAGAGAUGUCUGAUGAUAGUGCCAGUAAUUUUGAAAUUACACCCAGACGAAUGAGAAUGAAUCUUAAAACUAAGACAAAAAAGGGAAAAUCACCUCAUCUUACUCCAAGGACUAAAAGAAAAAGACAAAAACUUUUAAGUUCAGACAGUGACGACAAUGAUAAUGAAGAUGUAAAGAAGCCACAAGCAAUGGAGAUUGACCCAAUGAAAUCACCCACAAAUACUUCGCAAUCUACAGAUGAUGCAGAAGCCCCUACGUCUUUUGUUGAAUGCCCUGUCUGUGGAGAGAUGAUUAGUUCAAAUACUGUUAACAGUCACCUUGACCUCUGCUUGAUAUCUGGAGAGAAGAAGAGCUCCCUUAGGAGUCGUAAGAAAGCAACUGAUACAAAACUGAAGCAAGAACCAGUUGCUGCGUCAUUGUCCAGGAAAUCCCCAGUGAGACUUGCCUCCUCCUCAACCGAAAAAAAAGUGACAGAAAAAAUAGCUGGAGCAAAUAAAUUUAUACCAGCAGGACCAAAAAGAAAACCAAUUCCAGGAAUAGUGUAUGCCAUUCUAUCAGAAAAGCAGCUCAAACAGAAGCUAAAGGAAUGGAAGCUAUCAACACAAGGAGACAGAAAGACACUGAUCAAAAGGCAUCAAGAUUUUGUGGUAGCAUAUAAUGCACAGUGUGACUCUGUGAAUCCCAAACCAGUUUCAGCAAUUGUUAAAGAACUUGAGAAUAAAGAAAAAAGAAAUACAAAGCUKUUAAAGGCUACCUCUACUGUUCCUAAUCUAAAUAGAGAUGCGACUGAAGAACAAGUGGAAAAAGUGCACAAACAAUAUUUACAAGAAAAUAAAGGUCAGUUUGAAAAACUGAUAGAUGAAAUAAAGGAAAGAAAGCAGACAGGAAACACACUUGAUGAUAAAUCUAGUACAGAAUCGGUUGUUAUUAUUGAUGAUGAGGACUCGAAGAGCAGCUCGUCUUUUGGAAUCUUUCAGCAGAUUGACACAGAAAAUAAAAGUGAAAAUAAAAAUGCCCAGCAACUUCAUUCAAAGGAUCAAAGAAAUAAGAAUUGCAGCAAAUCUUCACCAGAAGGCAACUUGAGAAAAGAAGAAAUAUCUGCAGCAUUUCAAUUAAGUGAAAAUAAUCAAAAGCGAGUUCCUGAACCACCUUUAAUGUCCAAUCUUGCUUCUAUAAAUGAGAGUGAUUCUGAUAAUGAGGAUACUGAUGGUGCAGAGGAUGUUACUGUCCAUGAGGGUAAUGGUGAUGAUGGUGAUGAGACAGAGGAUGAUGAAGGUAAUGGUGAAGAUGGUGAUGAAACAGAUGAUGACAAAGAUGAUACUGAUGAUGAGGGUAAUGACAGUGAUGGAACAAAUGAGGACAAAAGUGAUGAAGAUUGGCAAUUAACACCAGCAUUUGGAAAAGCAAGCAGUGAUGAGGAAUACAAUGAAGAGGAAAAUGGUGAAUCUGAUGAAGACUUGUUUGCAACCACUCCAAGACGGUGGACCAAAACAAGAUCUUUACGAAGAAAAAAGAAAUAAGGAAUCAAAAAAAUAUCUGGUUAGUCGUAUGGCACCUUUUGGACUUGCAAGAAAGUAGAGUCUGAAAUGUGGAAACCUUAUGCCCAAGAUAUAAGCAUGUGGAUAAUAACUUUAUAGAAUAUUUGUAUAAAAUGUAAGUAGAUAUUUUUUAUAAGCUGUAGCAUAUAAUAACUCAUAGUCCUGGUGACUAAUAAAAUUUCUCAAUUUCAUGAUGCUCAAAAGAAAAAUUGCCUUCAAUUAACACCCAAAGUGACUCUAAUAUUAGAGCCAGUUAUUUACGUGACCCACUGAUCUGUAAAACAUCGACUGUUAACUGGACCGUUUCAUAAUUUAAUUCACUCAACUAUUGCUGUUUUUUUGUAUUUAAUGUUAAAUUAUUCCUCCAUCACUUUAUAAUGACAACGGACGAUGUCGAAAUGUCGUAAUCUUCUAGCGUUUGUCUUUCUAUUGAAUUUCAUUUCUAAGUCCAAGCUGAUCAAUUUCAUAAGAAAGAUUUUUUCCUGUGAAUCAGCAAACUUGUUGUGUAGUGCUUGUGUAGCAACGACAAGACUCCAAAUUAUGCAAUAGAUUAAUAUAGAAGCUAACAAAGAGUACAACAAGUUUCUAUCAUACAAUAAAAGAAGUGUAAGGCAUUUCCUAAGUGCUUUAAAUUAUUACUGAACAGAGCGUGGAAAAGCUGUUUUAUUUGUUUUACUAUAUAGUCAUUAAUUCUAUUUUGGUAUUGAAUUUUUUAUGUAAAAAGAAUGAUGAUCGCAGGAUGUAGCAGCAUCACUAAUAAAGCUCAGUUUUCGACCAAUCAGCAUGCACUUACUAUUCUAACUAUAUUAUAAACACAAAUAUAUACUCAACUUAUUAAUAAAGCAAGGAGUGGGGAGGGUUGGGGAGCUUGCGAAUGUUCUUGAAGGGAUUGCAGAGGUUUUUGAAAUUAUUGCAUGCAGUGUGUGGAUGCAUGCGAUGUGGUGGGGGGACACGGUGGGAUUUUAAAUAUUGCUAAUUAUGCAAGAAAGUCAAAUGUUAUGUCAUUCAAUCAUAUUUUUUAUAUKAAUUUACUACAAGACCAAAUAGUUAAUGUCAGGCAAAUGCAAGUGAUUAAAAUUGAGUGCAACUCACCUAGUAGAUUGUUGUUUAGUAAUUCUAGAACGUUUGAAAUUGCUUCAGUUGCUAACAUAUAUAACAUAACAUUUAGAGGGCACAAAAUAAAGGCCAGUUAACAAACAA